CCCUGGGAGGAGCACUAUUUAAAGAGCUUGCCCUGGGCUGCCCCAGCCCUGCUGCAGCGAGGGAGCGUCCAGACCAUGGCACCAAGAAGAGCCCGGAAAAGAGCAGAAGGCGGAGCCAGCUCCAACGUCUUCUCCAUGUUUGAUCAGUCCCAGAUCCAGGAGUUUAAAGAGGCCUUCACCAUCAUGGACCAGAACAGGGACGGCUUCAUCGACAAGGAGGACCUGAGGGACACCUUUGCUGCUCUGGGCCGCAUCAACGUCAAGAACGAGGAGCUGGAGGCCAUGGUGAAGGAGGCUCCUGGGCCCAUCAACUUCACCGUCUUCCUGACCAUGUUUGGGGAGAAGCUGAAGGGCACAGACCCAGAGGAGACCAUUCUCCAUGCCUUCAAGGUGUUCGACACUGAGGGCAAAGGCUUCGUCAAGGCUGAUGUCAUCAAAGAGAAGCUCAUGACCCAGGCAGACCGGUUCAGUGAGGAGGAGAUCAAGCAGAUGUUUGCAGCUUUCCCGCCAGAUGUGUGCGGCAACCUGGACUACAGGAACCUGUGCUACGUCAUCACGCACGGUGAAGAGAAGGACUAGGAGCCCACGGUCUUCCCACAUUCAGAGUCAGCAAAUACUGGGGGGUGGGCACUGAUGGGGACCUCCUGCAGCCAGAGUGCGCAGGGAAAGGCUCCCCUGGUCUUAUGUGUCGGAACGAAGCAAGAAUAAAUCAUGCUA
Molecule: messenger RNA, 717 nt
Organism: Cynocephalus volans (Philippine flying lemur)
Lineage: Eukaryota; Metazoa; Chordata; Mammalia; Dermoptera; Cynocephalidae
Product: myosin regulatory light chain 10
Exons: 7
Coding region: 76-579 (167 amino acids)
Cellular component (GO): mitochondrion; cytoplasm
Molecular function (GO): calcium ion binding
Source: RefSeq, a predicted model, not a curated record